AUGCCACUUAUAUACGGCGAGGGACAGAAGAAAGCGUUCAUUCGGCUGCGGAAGGAGAUCGAAGAGUCUUUGAAGGACCAACGGCCUGCUAAGCCACUGCCGUCCUCGACUGUCCCCUUCCGGCGGGACGACGACUUCAUCAGCCGCGACAGCCUCGACAAGGUACGCCAGAUCUGCGCUAAGCCAGCAGCUCGCGCGGCGCUCGUCGGACUUGGAGGCGUUGGGAAGUCCCAGAUUGCCAUCGAAUACGCCUACCAGGUGCGGGACAAGUUGCAGGACGGGUCGCCGACAACAUGGGUGUUCUGGGUGCACGCCGGCACGCAGGCGAGGUUCGAGGAGGGGUACCGGAGAAUCGCUGAGACAACAAGGAUGGACGGCUUGGACAACCCGAAAGUGGAUGUUCUGCGGCUCGUCCACAACUGGCUCUGCGACGAGUCGAACGGGCGAUGGGUGAUGAUUGUUGACAACGCUGACGAUUCGGCUGUCUUCUUCCCUCCACAUCACGGAACGCAAUCCGCUGGAGUUAGUAGUCCAGGUCAAGCAGCAGUGUCAGACUUCCUACCGCAAUCGCUAAACGGAUCAAUCCUCAUCACUUCUCGGAGCCGAGAUCUAGCUUAUGGACUGACGGGGAACCACGCUAGCAUUGUUGAGGUUAAUCCAAUGGACGAGAGCGAUGCGUUAACUCUUCUUCAGAAGAAGCUCAGCUGUAACGUAAACAAAGACGACGCCGUCGAAUUACUACACUCUCUAGACUAUAUGCCCCUCGCCAUUACGCAGGCGGCGGCUUACAUUAAGCAGAGAGCACCACGCAUAACCAUCUCGCGAUACCGAGACGAAGUCCGCAGGAGCGACCACGACCGAGCGCGUCUACUUAGCAAGGGCAUUCAAGACAAUCGCAGGGACGGCAGGGCAUCCAACUCUAUUAUCGCGACGUGGCAGAUCUCAUUUGAACAUAUCCGGAGAGAGAUGCCUACUGCCGCUCGACUACUCUCGCUAAUGAGUCUUUUCGACAGACAGGGGAUUCCGGAAUUGCUUCUCCAGGGUCGAUAUCAGCGAGACGAGGAUAGAAAAGCUGACUUUGAAGAGGACAUUCACACGUUAAUGAAUUACUCGUUAAUUGGGAUAAGCGUGGAUGGGCGCGAAUUUAAGAUGCAUCGGCUGGUGCAGUUCUCCACAAAGAAAUGGCUGGAACUGUAUAAUGAACUAGAGGAGUGGAAAGAGGUGUACGUAACGCUUAUGGACGACAACUACCCAGUAGGACGGCACGAGAACUGGACAGUGUGUCAAGCGCUGUUUCUGCACGCACGAGCAGUAGUAGCAUGUCGGCCAGCUGGUGGACGGGCGGUUAAGGCGUGGGCGUCGGUUCUGUUUAAGGCGGGGUGGUAUGCAAGCGAGAUGGGGAAGUAUAAAGAGGCAGAGGAGAUGUCCGGAAAUGCAUUAGAGGCACGGGAGGCUGCUUUAGGAGCGGAACAUCCCUCCACGCUAACGAGCUUGAGCAACCUAGCAUUGGUGCUGCAAGGUCAGGGGAAGUAUGAGCAGGCUGAAGACAUGAACCAACGAGCGCUGGAGGGGAAGGAGAAGGCGCUGGGGAAAGAGCAUCCCGACACGCUGACGAGCGUGAGCAACCUAGCGUUGGUGCUGCGAUACCAGGGGAAGUACGAGCAGGCUGAAGAUAUGAACCGACGAGCGCUGGAGGGGAGGGAGAAGGUGCUGGGGAAAGAGCAUCCCGACACGCUAACGAGCGUAAGCAACCUAGCGUCGGUGCUCCAAUUCCAGGGGAAGUACGAGCAGGCUGAAGACAUGAACCGACGAGCGUUGGAGGGGAGGGAGAAGGCGCUGGGGAAAGAGCAUCCCGACACGCUGACGAGCGUGAGCAACCUAGCGUCGGUGCUGCGAUCCCAGGGGAAGGAGAAGGCGCUGGGGAAAGAGCAUCCCGACACGCUGACAAGCGUGAACAACCUAGCGUUGGUGCUGCAAGACCAGGGGAAGUACGAGCAGGCUGAAGACAUGAACCGACGAGUGCUGGAGGGGAGGGAGAAGGUGCUGGGGAAAGAGCAUCCCGACACGCUGGCGAGCGUCUAUUGCCUUGCGUACUUACUACACCAGCAGCAGCAGUAUGAAGAUGCUUCACCUCUCUACCAGAGAGCCUGCGCUGGCUAUCAAGAGAAACUUGGACUAGAUCAUCCAACUACUCAAGCAUGUAUGAAGCAUUACUCUUCGCUCCAACAACUAUGGACGUUACAGGGUUUAGAAAGCAUGGGUAAUGUACCCAUAGAUGUAAGAGGUGACGGCACACACUCGCUAUCUACAUCCCAAGAUACAGCGCAAUCUAUUGCUCUAGAGCCCACAAAGAUUUCAAAACGACAUAGAAUAUUUCAAAAGCUGGGCUGGAGAUAA
Mytilinidion resinicola is the source of this 2397-nucleotide messenger RNA. Its product is annotated as TPR-like protein. The transcript has 3 exons. NCBI's taxonomy places the organism in Eukaryota, Fungi, Ascomycota, Dothideomycetes, Mytilinidiales, Mytilinidiaceae. The coding region runs from base 1 to 2397 and encodes 798 amino acids. The record is from RefSeq and is a predicted model, not a curated record. Gene Ontology annotation, molecular function: protein binding.